Messenger RNA from Cylas formicarius (sweet potato weevil), 1151 nucleotides. RefSeq lists its product as uncharacterized. The transcript is spliced from 3 exons. The coding region runs from base 59 to 1120 and encodes 353 amino acids. Gene Ontology annotation, biological process: regulation of cytokinesis; mitotic spindle organization; protein phosphorylation. Lineage: Eukaryota; Metazoa; Arthropoda; Insecta; Coleoptera; Brentidae. The record is from RefSeq and is a predicted model, not a curated record. Gene Ontology annotation, cellular component: spindle pole centrosome; chromosome passenger complex; spindle midzone. Gene Ontology annotation, molecular function: ATP binding; protein kinase activity.
ACCGUUGACUUCAAAAACAGAGACCAGUGUUUUUUGUUAAAUAUUACUUCAUGAGAAUAUGUCGAACGGAAUACCUCUAUCGAAGAUUCCUACGCGACCAAAUGAAAAGAAAGAACCAAAAAUAUCCAAGACGGUUGCCGUUUUAAGAAGUUCAAUUAAAGACUCCAACUCCGUAUCGUCCCACAAACAGAAAGGCAAAGAGAAUAAGGAUCAGGCAGAAAAUAAAAAAUCGGAAAGGCAAGUCGCGUCGAUUCAACAUCAACCAUCGACUAGCAGUGCUGUACCAGAAAAGCAAGAGGACGAUAAAACGCGUAAAUGGACGCUGACCGAUUUCGAUAUAGGAAAACCAUUGGGCAAGGGAAAAUUCGGAAAUGUUUAUUUGGCCAGAGAGAAACGCAGUAAAUGCGUAAUCGCUAUUAAAGUGCUGUUUAAGAGCAGCAUUAUGGAAUCUAACAUUGAACACCAGGUUAGGAGAGAAGUUGAAAUCCAAACUCAUCUCAGACAUCCAAAUAUACUGAGGAUGUAUGGAUACUUUCACGAUGAAUCUAGGCUGUAUUUUAUUUUGGAAUAUGCUCCAAAUGGGACCGUGUUUGCGGCAUUAAAUAAAAGCCCCAACAAACGUUUCUCAGAGGAACUGUCCGCCCGAUAUAUUGCUCAAGUUGCAGGGGCUCUUUUAUACUGCCAUGGUAAAAAAGUGAUUCAUAGGGACAUUAAACCAGAAAAUUUACUGCUUGGAGCAAAAGGAGAAAUAAAAAUUGCUGAUUUUGGUUGGUCAGUUCACGCUCCUUCUUCGAGGAGAACCACCGUCUGCGGUACAAUAGAUUACUUGCCACCCGAAAUGAUUCGUGGUCAGCCGCAUGACGAAAAAGUCGACCUGUGGAGUUUGGGGGUUUUAUGUUACGAAUUUAUCACAGGAAAGGCCCCGUUUGAAGCGAAGAAUUACGACGAAACGUUUAGGAAAAUUUGCAAACAGGUAUUCAUUUGUCCCCCAUUUCUUUCAUACGGAGCCAAAGACUUAAUUAAAAGGCUGCUCAUAGUAGAUCCUAGCAAGCGAUUAGAAUUAACGGAAGUACUUAAACAUCCUUGGAUCGUCCAGCACGUUAAAAUUAGUGAAAAUUAGUGAAAUUAAGUUAAUGUUGAUUAUAUUUGCU